AUGUUGGGCAUUUGUCGCGUUCAACCUUCGCGACGAGUGGCCAUAAAGACUGCAAGUCUGGUCGGUGUUCUACCUAAAAGACUUGAGGAUCUCAAAUCUGAGCUUAAGAUCCUUCUUUGCCUCGAUCAUCCACACGUGGUUCGCCUUCUUGAUGUCUAUGUGUCUGAUGAAAAGCUGGAGAUGGUAAUGGAAUGCAUGCAGGGUGGUGAAUUGAAGAGGUCCGGAAGGUUUCACAUGGAGGAAGAAGAGGCUGCUGGUCUUCUACAGCAGAUGUUGUUGGCUUUGAGCUAUUUGCACAGCCACGGCGUUGUCCAUCGGGACCUUAAGCUCAGCAACUUCAUGUUCAGCCGUGACAGGCAAAUUCUUAAACUGAUUGAUUUUGGCUUGAGCAAGUUCUACGCUCAUCCAGAAGGAAGAGACAGCUUGGUGAUGCAAACUUGCUGCGGAACCUUGGGAUAUGCUGCGCCGGAAGUCUUUGAUGCGACGUACACCAGCCAAUGUGACACGUGGAGCUUGGGUGUAAUCACUUACUUUUUGCUGUCUGGAGAGAUGCCAUUUUUUGACACUGACGAGGAUGCGUUGAUUGCAAAGACACAACGAGGUGAGUAUGCAAUGAAAUCUGAUAGUUGGAUGAGCCUCUCAUUGGAAGCUAUGGACUUCACCCAGGCAUUGCUGCGAGUGGACCCGGAGAAGCGAAUGACCGCAGCAGAAGCAUUACAGCAUCCAUGGCUCAAGGCUUUUGCCCCACGGGGAGUCAAGGAUGUGUCUCAUUCGAUCUUGGAGGAGAUAGGUCAAUUUGCAGAACAGACUCCUUUGCGGAGAUGUUUUCGAAGAUUGAUUGCAAUUAGCUUGGAGGACGAACAAACUCAAGAGCUCCGGGAGGCCUUCUUGCAUAUGGACGUCCACAAACGCGGAAAGAUCACGGCAGCGCAGCUGGAAAAGAUCCUGACCCAAAGGUUGGACUGGGAUCCAAGAAAAGCAAGAGAUGCCACAAGAGCAUUGGACUUUACUGGGGACAAUUCUGUCCACUUUUCCGAGUUCUUGGCAGCGACUUAUCCAACGUACAAAUCGGAGGAAUCGUUGCUGAGGGCAACCUUUAGAAGGCUUGACCGUGAGGCAAAAGGCCAUGUCAACCUUGACGAUCUCCAUGCAAUAGGGUGGAGGGAGCUUCGAGUAGACUCAGGAUCUAAAUUGUUGGAGUGGCUCCAAGCUUCUGCAGGCAUAGCAGGGCACCAAUGA
Messenger RNA from Cladocopium goreaui, 1239 nucleotides. The record is from the annotation of a GenBank genome assembly. Lineage: Eukaryota; Dinophyceae; Suessiales; Symbiodiniaceae.